Messenger RNA from Anopheles moucheti, 872 nucleotides. It is a transcript of the gene mRpS18A, whose product is annotated as 28S ribosomal protein S18a, mitochondrial. The transcript is spliced from 2 exons. NCBI's taxonomy places the organism in Eukaryota, Metazoa, Arthropoda, Insecta, Diptera, Culicidae. Gene Ontology annotation, cellular component: ribosome; mitochondrial small ribosomal subunit. Gene Ontology annotation, biological process: mitochondrial translation. Gene Ontology annotation, molecular function: small ribosomal subunit rRNA binding; structural constituent of ribosome. The coding region runs from base 37 to 522 and encodes 161 amino acids. The record is from RefSeq and is a predicted model, not a curated record.
GUUUCAGAAUCACAACAAACAGUCUACUCAACAACGAUGGCUCUUUCGCUUUGGUCUAAAUACUCGGCAUUUAAUCAGAUUUCUACCAAUAUUGUACGACACUUUUCACUUUCGUCUUUGAAUCGCCUCAAAGAAAUCAAAGAGGUUCAGACAAACGACACGCUUGUAAUCAAAGGAGAAUACGUACAGUCGCCCCGGCACGAUACGCUGAUUCCACAGCUGAUCGAGGCGCGCCAAAAAGGCGAACGGUUUUGUCCUCAAUGCACGCUCGGGCUGGACAUCAAACACACCGACGUGCUCAUCCUCAGUCAGUACGUGCGAACCGACGGAUGCAUGUUGCCACGCCGGGUUACAGGAUUAUGUAAGCGCCAGCAGCGACGGAUGGGUGCACUGGUAACGAUGGCACAGAAGGCGGGUCUAAUGCCAAACCUCAACCCAGCGACCAGCAAAAAAGAUCCCAAACAACGAUAUCAGUGGAAGAAGUACAACAAGUAUUUCGACGAAGAGACGAUUAAAUGUUAACAUGAGCAGCAUAGAUACAUAAAGUAGAGCAUUGUGAAACACGUUCACAGUGGAAUGCAUAAUCGGUGUCCAUCUUUAUUCGAACUUAGCUUUGAACUGGCUUCACGUAAUUUCGUACGCGGCGAGUUCGUGCUUCCAGCAACGCUUGCUCCAACACCUGUAUCAUAUGUUGCAACAUGGUAGGAUCAGUCUCCGCCAACACUUCCUUACGUGUGUGUUUAUCCGGCUUUAUCGUCCCCUCCUGUUCCUCCACAGCACCCACCGGCAUUACAUGCAACUUUUCCCGAUACUCGCUCACACAUUCUGUGUCGAGGUGAAACUUCAUCUUUAUCACCGGAGUUGCCUGCGAU